Messenger RNA from Triticum aestivum (bread wheat), 764 nucleotides. RefSeq lists its product as uncharacterized. The transcript has 6 exons. NCBI's taxonomy places the organism in Eukaryota, Viridiplantae, Streptophyta, Magnoliopsida, Poales, Poaceae. The record is from RefSeq and is a predicted model, not a curated record. Bases 41 to 634 code for a protein of 197 amino acids.
UGCCAAUAAUUAGGGCAUUCUUUCAUUAUAGGUCCAGGACAUGCCUACAAAGAAUCAAGAAUGUACACGCACGGGAGGAGAAGCAAGCACAUGUAAGAAGAGAAAGGCUUCUUUACAGUCCAACUCCAACCGAGAAGAUUCUCCGCCUCCGAGGGAUGACCUUUCACGCAUAUUACGCAAGAGCCUACUUCCCCGUGGUUAUCCUAUGCCAUCUAAGAUUGCUGGGGGCAUGCGCUUGGUGAAUACAUUUGAGCUCUGCUUUGGAAAUUUAGAUGGCUACAGUGAAGAGCAAACCAGUACUAAGUUGCUUGCUUUGAGCCUAUGUCAAUCCAUUGUUUCACUUGCUGCUUUUAAGGGUAAAACUAGACAGUUAACAUGCACAGGCACAAUCAUACAGCACACAACAUCCAGCAUGAGCAUUCUAACCUCUGCGAGCUUGAUUAGAUCCUCUGAAGAUGAAAGUAAGAUGCUUGAUAAACUGGAGAUUAAGGUGCGCCUGCCCAAUGGCAAGCUUGUUGUAGGAAAACUGUGGAAAUAUGAUCUUUAUUAUAAUAUUGUUGUUGUGAACACCAAGGCUUUUCCAGAACUUCGUGCAGCAUGCUUUCAUAAUGAGGUGCUAGCUAUUGUCAAAUAAUUGUCAAAUUCUCCCAAAGUAAACUGGUAGCUAUGGACGAGUUUUUGAAUCUGGAGAAUUAAUGGCUACAGGUGGGACACUGUUGUACAAAACUUGCAAAUACGAUUGCCAGCAACUCAUGGCAUUUACU